CGAAGCCAAAGAAUCCCCGUGAAAAUUCUUAUCCACAGAGACAACACCACAAGGCUUAAGCUUCGCACUCAGCAUAGUCAUUACUCACUCACAGGGUCAGCUUAUUUGGGCAUGGCAACAUCAUUCUCUCCGACUCCCACACUACCCUCUGUCCGCUCCUCUAUCUUCCCACAAAACCCUCCCAAACCCCUCCUUUCCCUUCCAGAGUUCUUUCGUGGAGGCUCCAAUUCCAGCUGCGUGAAACGCUCAUGGGCCUCUUCUUCAAGCUAUGUCACUCUCAAGCUUUCCAAUGCCUUUAGAGUCUCUGCAAGACCCUUACUUUCCAAAGGGGCCUUGUUGAACAGGAGAAUGGGAAUUGUGAGGGCUGCAACUAUUGAAGAAAUUGAAGCUGAAAAAGCUGCCAUUGAGAAAGAUGUCAAAAUCAGGAUGGAAAGGAGUAUUGAAAAUGUUCGGGCAAAUUUCAAUUCCAUAAGGACAGGGAGAGCAAACCCAGCUAUGCUUGAUAAAAUUGAGGUGGAAUACUAUGGAAGUCCAGUUAGCUUGAAGAGCAUUGCUCAAAUUAGCACCCCUGAUGCCAGUUCUCUUCUGGUACAGCCAUAUGACAAGUCAAGCUUGAAGGCUAUUGAGAAAGCCAUAGUUAGCUCUGAUGUUGGUAUGACUCCAAAUAAUGACGGUGAAGUGAUAAGGUUGACUCUCCCACAAUUGACAUCUGAAAGGAGGAAGGUAUUUUCCAUUUCCAGUUCUUUCCUUAAUGAGAUUCCUUAUCAUUCCCCAUUCCUUAUGAGAAUCAUUCCCUUUUUUUUUAAUUUUCUUUUCCCCCAGGUAGCUUUGAGGAAUAUAAGAAGAGAUGCAUUGAAAGCUUAUGAAAAACUUGAGAAGGAGAAAAAGCUUUCUGAAGAUAACGUGAAGGAUUUGUCAAGUGAUUUGCAGAAGUUGACAGAUGAGUAUAUGAAAAAGGUUGAUACCAUCUUCAAACAAAAAGAGAAGGAAUUGCUGACAGUUUGAUGCUUCAGUAUACAAAAUAUAUUGGGAUCUCUAGAAGGUCAAGUUUUGUAUAUGCUUUUCUUUUGAGUUGGAUAAUUGAUGUCUGUUUAUAGUUUUAUACGACUUAUAAAGAACAACUUUUGAAUUGAAUAUGAACAUUUUUUUUUUAACUUGGAUAAUGGUGAAUCAAUGAUUCAGCGUGUCAUUAUAAUUA
Arachis stenosperma is the source of this 1198-nucleotide messenger RNA. RefSeq names its product ribosome-recycling factor, chloroplastic. Gene Ontology annotation, cellular component: chloroplast. The transcript is spliced from 10 exons. Bases 112 to 1005 code for a protein of 297 amino acids. The record is from RefSeq and is a predicted model, not a curated record. Gene Ontology annotation, biological process: plastid translation. Gene Ontology annotation, molecular function: ribosomal large subunit binding. NCBI's taxonomy places the organism in Eukaryota, Viridiplantae, Streptophyta, Magnoliopsida, Fabales, Fabaceae.